AUGGCACAUUGGGCGGAACACUUUCUAGAUCAGUUCGGCUGGCUGCCUGUUCUCCAACCUCUUCCUACUCAGGUGAUGCAGGACGAGCCAUGGACGUUUAGUUUAGAUCCUCCGUCGAAGGCUGAGGUCCAAAACGCGAUCACAGCCCUCAAUCGUUUACGUACCACUGGCCCGGAUUCCCUCCCACCUGAGGUGAGGUCCUCUGAUUUUCCUAUUCGGACGUAUCUGGAAGGAAGUGUCUCAGCUCAUUGGGGCGAAUCGAUUAUGAUGGCAAUAUACAAGCAGGGCAGUCGCACCGACUGUUCUAACCACAGGGGUAUUAGCCUAACGCCAGUUGUGACAAAAUUACUGGCAACAAAAUCACUGUGCAACGGAAAUCUCAGAUUAGGGAAGAGCAGGCUGGUUUCUGCCCAGAACGUGUCU
This is a messenger RNA of Dicrocoelium dendriticum, 423 nucleotides long. The record is from the annotation of a GenBank genome assembly. Lineage: Eukaryota; Metazoa; Platyhelminthes; Trematoda; Plagiorchiida; Dicrocoeliidae.